Molecule: messenger RNA, 816 nt
Organism: Daktulosphaira vitifoliae (grape phylloxera)
Lineage: Eukaryota; Metazoa; Arthropoda; Insecta; Hemiptera; Phylloxeridae
Exons: 4
Coding region: 89-655 (188 amino acids)
Source: RefSeq, a predicted model, not a curated record
UGCGCUACAAAAAUGAACAUCAUUCUUUAUAUUAACUUCAAAAAUUCACUGAAGAAUAAUUGUGCCCAACAAGUUUACAUUUAAUACUAUGAGUUACAAAAUGUUUAUAAUUACUGUGGUCUUGUGCCUAGUUUGCUUGUUGAUUAGACAAGCUAAAAGCUGUGGAGGUGUUGAAAUACAAACAGAAUACCACAGAAAUUGUGAUUCAGACAAUGUUGUUGAACUUUCGAGCAAUUUUUCGGUUACUUUGAGUAACGAUUGUUUUCUUCAUUUCCAGGGUUGUGUAACAAAUCACGAAAAUAUAACAACAGCGGAGGUUGCAUAUACUGUUGAAAAAAAUAUGGUAAAAUACUCUGGUAAGAAAGAUGGGUGUAAGAAACUUGAAGAAAAAGCUCAUGAUUUUGAAGUAGCAUUGGAUUUGAUGAAAUUACCUCAAAGUUGUCCAAUUUCAAAGGGAACUUUUUGUAUGGAUAGCGUAACAAUUGAUGUUAGCAAAUAUAAAUCUAGAAUGAACAUAUUACUUGGGAACAUUAAAGGAAGAUCUGUUACUACUAUAAACGGGGGUGGUAAAACUUGUGUCGAAUUUUCUGCUAACAUAGUUAAUAGUAUGGUACAAUCAUUACCACACCGUAAAUUUUUACCUGUCAUAGGUUAAAAACAAUCUACAUGUUAUCUAUCAUGAUUAUUGCAUUCUGCAUAGGUAAAAGGUAUAAAUUAUGUAAACAGGCUAUUGAUCAUGCUUUUUUUUUUAUUAUAACAUUAAAUUUAUUGAUUUAAAUAAAAUUCUACUAAAAGCCUAAUUGUACUUUUAAUUAU